AUGCCGUACACACCACCAACCAAAUCUCCUGUCGCCUCAAGACCUCAAACUCCACAUCUGAGCCGUUCCCACUCAUACAACAAAAGCCAACCCCACGAUACAUCCGCCUCAAGCCAUGCCUCGAGAAAUGAAUUGCCGCACUCGACAUCAUCCAGAGCCUACCUAAACAAACACCGCCGAAGUCCCUCAAUCGCCAAGCAGUCUGAACUGCCAACUCCUGAUGCUACUCCACAAGAGAAUAUAAGCUCAGAUAGCGAGGAUCAAAAGAGCGAGGAAACCUUGGCUACGAAGAGUCGCCUUUCUCCUACGGUUGGCCCAGCGGUUUCAUUAGAGCCUGCUCUACCCGUCUCACCCCAGACCUCCAGCGAUGACGAGACCGCGACAGAGCGGGGUAGGGCCAGAGACAUAGUGGAUUUGGCUGAGCUGCAGGCGGCUAUCAGAAUAAUUGAACAACAUCGAGCGGGUUCUCCCGACACGCACGCAAGCGAAGCUACAAAGAGAGCAAGAUUGACCCUUGGUCUUCCGUCGCAUCAGAUAGACCCGUCGAACAAAGACAACACAUCAAAGCCUGUGCUCUCGCCUCGGUUGCGCCUGUCAGCUGAAGCCCGCAAGAUUUCACACUCGAGGUCGACUACUGAUGCAAGCGCGUUCUUCGACUUCCCUCGGAAUAAAUUUGACUCGCCCGCACGAAGUACAUCUGAGAGUGACGGAGAGGAUGUUGAAGAUGAUGAACUACGAAUAAAGCCGUCUCUGAUUCGCAAAAAAUCGGGCGAGCUUGUAAGGCCGGCCUUAAGGGCAUCGUCUACGAGGAGAAGACCGUCAAGCAUGCCCGGAACACCAACAUACUCAAAAGCUGUACAUUUCCAAGACAGCAGCCUAGAACACGUUCGUCAUUUCCUACAGGUAGAUCGACCAAUUGCUGUCAGUGCUGGGUCGUCACCUGUCGAUCCCUAUGAUGAAGAAAACGAAUUUCCAUUUGGCGACGAUGAAUCCAGUCCACCGUCGCCUCCAUUCGAAUGGGAAAUCCGAAUGACCAAUUUUCCUCAAGUCAGUCUUGAGCGAGGCGCUUUGCCAGUCCGGACUGAGCGGGUAUACCUAUCACCCGAUACUAAGAUUCUGAAAGGAGAUGUGGUAGUGCGUAAUCUCGCUUUCCACAAGCUGGUCAUUGCGCGCUUCACUCUUGACUACUGGAAGACGACAUCGGAAGUUGUGGCAGAGUACAGCAAUGACGUGCGCAAAAAGCAAGCAGCUCAUGACUGUGAUCUGUUUACUUUCCGUAUCAAGCUCGAAGACCAGGCAAACCUCGAGAACAAGACUAUGUUAUUCUGUGUGAGGUACAGCGUGAAUGGCCAGAAUUACUGGGACAACAACAACUCCGUUAACUAUCAGGUGGAUUUCUCGAAGAGAGCUAAGCCUCAGAAUGGCAAGCAAGGCGCGCAAGCGAAGAGCUCUCACCCGCUCAAUGCUCUACCUCGUAGCAGACCAUCGGCAAACUUCUCUUCGCCAAGGCCUCGCAGCAUGCCAUCUUUCGAUGACUUUGCUGGUAGCGUAAAUCCAUACGAAUUCUCUUCGUUACUUCAGCCGUCUGCGCUUGUUGGUGACUCUCCCAUACGGUUCAAGAACAAACCGUCUGCGAGAGGAAUUGUCCCGGAUGCGCCAGGACGUCCAAAAGCCUCGACCAAUCAACAAGCUUUCGGGAAUCGGUAUGAUUUUGGUGCUUCAUUGUCUGCAGCAAUCCAGGCUGCUGGUACUUCUAUUGGUGACAAAGGGGAAGUGCCAUCGAAGCCACCGUCUGACAAACACACCGAAAUGCCUCCGGUGGUCAAGGUCCAGCCGUCUCCGGACGCCGGGAAAGCCGUCAAUAGCAGCGAAGCCGGCCAGCAAAAGGUCGCAGAUCUCCCAAAGCCUGUUGCUUUGACCGCUGAGAAGCCAUCGCUACAGUCACAGUCUUACCACGAGCUCCUCGACAAAUACUGCUUCUUUGGAUCUGCGAAGCCAUCCGCUCAGCCUGCCAAGCCUGGACCAGCUCAGGUCGAUGGUGCCCCUGAUGACCUACCAGAGCCUCAGAACGAGUCUGGCAAGCUUUCGGGAUCAGCUAGUCCCUCGCCCCCUGGAAGUCGUUCGCCACCUGUGGCGGAUAGAAAGUCAUCGAAGAUCUCAAGCCCCCAGGCUUCAAGAUCAUCAUCUCCUGCGACCGGGUCCGCUGUUGGUUCGAGGACCGCUUCACCUCCAUCAUUCAGAUAUCCGUUUCAUCAGACAAUGCAAAAUGGACUGUUUGAGACGCAUGCACCCACUGCGAUUCGUGGGUGA
Messenger RNA from Letharia columbiana, 2310 nucleotides. RefSeq lists its product as uncharacterized. Gene Ontology annotation, biological process: regulation of glycogen biosynthetic process. Gene Ontology annotation, molecular function: glycogen binding; protein phosphatase 1 binding. The record is from RefSeq and is a predicted model, not a curated record. Gene Ontology annotation, cellular component: protein phosphatase type 1 complex. NCBI's taxonomy places the organism in Eukaryota, Fungi, Ascomycota, Lecanoromycetes, Lecanorales, Parmeliaceae. The coding region runs from base 1 to 2310 and encodes 769 amino acids. The transcript is spliced from 2 exons.